Messenger RNA from Suricata suricatta (meerkat), 1563 nucleotides. It is a transcript of the gene AVPR2, whose product is annotated as arginine vasopressin receptor 2. NCBI's taxonomy places the organism in Eukaryota, Metazoa, Chordata, Mammalia, Carnivora, Herpestidae. The record is from RefSeq and is a predicted model, not a curated record. Gene Ontology annotation, cellular component: membrane. Gene Ontology annotation, biological process: positive regulation of vasoconstriction; regulation of systemic arterial blood pressure by vasopressin; G protein-coupled receptor signaling pathway. Gene Ontology annotation, molecular function: peptide binding; vasopressin receptor activity. The transcript is spliced from 4 exons. Bases 119 to 1234 code for a protein of 371 amino acids.
GGGCAGGCGAUGGAGAGCAGAUCUGAGCUCUGGGGCCACCUUCACGCCCGCCACUGCCCAGCUGCCCGGAGCCCAGACAGCCCAGCCAGGUGCUCCAGACGCCUGCCUGAGCCCCACCAUGCUCAUGGCAUCCAGCACAUCUGCUGUGCCCCGGCCCCUCUCUCGACCUAUUCCACCAGGCAACGACAGCAAGGAGGAGCUGCCGAACUCCCGGGACCCACAGCUAGUCCAGGCGGAGUUAGCCCUGCUCUCCACGGUGUUUGUGGCUGUGGCCGUGAGCAAUGGCUUGGUGCUGGGCGCCCUGGCGCGCCGGGGUCGGCGGGGUCGCUGGGCGCCCAUGCACGUCUUCAUCGGCCACUUGUGCCUGGCCGACCUGGCUGUGGCUCUGUUCCAAGUACUGCCCCAGCUGGCAUGGGAUGCCACCGACCGCUUCCGUGGGCCUGAUGCCCUGUGCCGGGCAGUAAAGUACCUGCAGAUGGUGGGCAUGUACGCCUCCUCCUACAUGAUCCUGGCCAUGACGCUGGACCGCCACCGCGCCAUCUGCCGCCCCAUGCUGGCAUACCGCCACGGAGGCGGAGCUCACUGGAACCGGCCGGUGCUGGUGGCCUGGGCCUUCUCGCUCAUUCUCAGCCUGCCCCAGCUCUUCAUCUUCGCCAAGCGUGACGUGGGAGAUGGCACUGGGGUCGUUGACUGCUGGGCCCGCUUUGUCGAGCCCUGGGGCGUCCGAGCCUACGUCACCUGGAUUGCCCUAAUGGUGUUCGUGGCGCCUGCCCUGGGCAUCGCCGCCUGCCAGGUGCUCAUCUUCCGGGAGAUUCACGCCAGCCUGGUGCCCGGGCCGGCAGAGAGGGCUGGGCGCUGCCGUGGAGGGCACCGGACAGGCAGUCCCGGUGAGGGGGCCCGGGUGUCGGCAGCCAUGGCCAAGACCGUGAGAAUGACACUGGUGAUCGUGAUUGUCUAUGUGCUCUGCUGGGCGCCCUUCUUCCUCGUGCAGCUGUGGUCAGCGUGGGACCCCAAGGCACCCCGGGAAGGGCCCCCCUUUGUGCUGCUUAUGUUGCUGGCCAGCCUCAACAGCUGCACCAACCCCUGGAUCUACGCCUCCUUCAGCAGCAGCAUCUCCUCGGAGCUGCGCAGCCUCCUCUGCUGGGCCCGGAGGCGGGCCCCACCCAGCCCGGGGGGCCCGGACGAGUCCUGUGCCACCGGCAACUCCUCCCUGGCCAAGGACACUUCCUCCUGAGAAGCCAGGGGGCGCCUUCCUUCUGGAGGCUCUGCGACGCUCAGCCGCCUACCUGGAGCUGGCCCUGGGAGCCCCUGGGAAAAGGCGGCUGCCUGGGAAUUGGUUCCGAGGCUAAAAGCCAGAGGUCAGCUCCUUGGUGCUGGGUGUGGGGAAGGGCUAUGGCAGCGACGAUGGGCCCCAGGAUCCUGGGGUGGCACAUGCCUCCCACCCCUGCCAGUGACUGCCCCUGAGGUCCCAGGGAGCCCAGGAGGAAGGGAAGUGGGCGGGGCCUCUGUCGCCCCCCUUUCCGCCCUCCCCUCUCCUGAAUAAAAGUUCCAGCUCAUUUUCCA